CACCACUGAAAUGACCGUUCUAGGGUACCCACCUGAGGUCCACGGUGGCUAUAUGAUUGGUCCCGAGAUACUGCGUCCACUCUCUUCCAUCCCUCAACGCUCCUGCUUGAUCCAACCUGGCUCAUCCUUCCCCAAUUCUGCCGCUCUCCAAGAAAAAUUAAAAACCUCUUCACAACCCUCCUUUCUGGAUCACUUACUCAGUCCUUUUGAUCUCACAGCCAUAUUAUCUCACUUCACAUCGGUAGUUAUUGUUUCCUCCUCGUUCCUUUUUUUGUUGUCUCUUGUGCCCCAUACGCGCCUACUCGCCGUCGUAUAACUACAAACCGCCAACGCGAAAGGGGAGAGAGAAACCUGCAUCCAAAAUUUUCACGCGUUCCAACCAACCGAUCGACGCUUCCCAAAAAGUUUUAAGAUAAAAUGUCUUCCCCAGAGGCCCGUGCUGGUGUCAAGCGACCCCGUACCCAAUCGCUCCCUCCUCCCGCCCUCCCUCAGCUGGUCGCUGAGCAGCACACUCCCAUCCCCCCGGCCGACAAGGACUCUCAACGCCUUAUCGUCGUUCUGUCAAACGCGAGCCUCGAGACUUAUAAGGCCUCGCAUGGCGGCACCGGUCGCAAUGGGGCCCAGCGAGAGGAGAAGUACUCGCUCCUGAACAGUGACGAGCACAUUGGCGUUAUGCGCAAGAUGAACCGCGACAUUAGUGAUGCGCGCCCAGAUAUUACUCACCAGUGCCUCCUUACCCUGCUCGACUCUCCCAUCAAUAAGGCCGGCAAGCUCCAGAUUUACAUACACACCGCCAAGGGUGUUCUGAUUGAGGUCUCUCCUUCGGUCCGCAUCCCGCGUACUUUCAAGCGUUUUGCCGGUCUAAUGGUGCAACUAUUGCACCGCCUGUCGAUCCGCUCGACCAACUCUCAGGAGAAGCUUCUGCGUGUCAUUCAGAACCCCAUCACGGACCACCUGCCACCCAACUGCCGCAAGGUCACCCUCAGUUUCGAGGCGCCUCUGGUUCAUGUGAGAGACUACAUCGACACACUUGGCCCCAAGGAAAGCGUAUGCGUUUUUGUCGGCGCCAUGGCCAAGGGCUCCGACAACUUUGCCGACGGUCUGGUGGACGACAAGAUUUCUAUCAGCAACUAUAGCUUGUCUGCCAGUGUUGCUUGUAGCAAAUUCUGCCAUGCUGCUGAGGACUCUUGGGACAUCCAGUAA
Messenger RNA from Colletotrichum navitas, 1203 nucleotides. Its product is annotated as essential for mitotic growth 1. The coding region runs from base 418 to 1203 and encodes 261 amino acids. The transcript is spliced from 3 exons. Lineage: Eukaryota; Fungi; Ascomycota; Sordariomycetes; Glomerellales; Glomerellaceae. The record is from RefSeq and is a predicted model, not a curated record. Gene Ontology annotation, cellular component: nucleolus; small-subunit processome. Gene Ontology annotation, molecular function: rRNA binding; rRNA (pseudouridine) methyltransferase activity. Gene Ontology annotation, biological process: rRNA base methylation.